CACCCAGCCAGUCCUUUCGAAGUAGUCUAUCAACCAACACGCAUUUGAUUUUUUGAUUUGAUUUAUAAAUUUUUCAAAAUGAUAAUAGAAAUAUUAAUAUUUCUACUAACUUCCCUUCUUGGUUUUUUCGUGUAUUCACAUUGGAACGCGACAAAUUAUUUCAAAAAGAGAGGAGUGAAAUGUUUACCCGGUGUUCCUAUAUUUGGGAAUGCGUUUAACAGUACAGUCGCUAAAAAGCACAUUGUAGAUGAUCUGAACAAUGUGUAUAAGGCUUUUCCGGGAGAAAGAUAUGUCGGCUACAUCGAAGGCACGGCCCCCAUCGUCCUGAUCAGGGACCCUGAGCUGAUCAAACAGAUCACGGUGAAGGACUUCGACCACUUUGUCGACCACAAACAGUUCUUCCCUGAGGAUAUCGAACCGUUGUUCGGUGGCAGCGUGCUUAUGAUGAAAGGCGACAGAUGGCGCGACAUGCGCACGACCCUGAGCCCCGCAUUCACUGGCUCCAAGAUGCGACAGAUGAUGCCCUUCAUGACAGAGAUCAGCAACAACAUCGUUGAAUACUUGAAAGAAAAUGUUACACCAAAUGACGACCUGGAUGUCGGAGACUUAGUUCGUCGCUACACAAACGACGUCAUCGCCUCCGCAGGCUUCGGUCUCCAGAUAAAUUCGUUAAAAGACAAAGACAACGAAUUCUUCAAACUUGGACAGGAAAUGUUCAAGUUUGGACUCUACGAGAGAUUCAUGUUCUUCAUCACUGCCCAGUUCCCGAAACUCACGAAGAAAUUGAACUUGAAAGUAUUCCCGCAAAAAACCACGGAUUUCUUCCAAAAUAUUGUGGUCAGUACCAUCGAGUUUCGAGAGAAAAAUGGAGUGGAGAGACCGGAUAUGAUCCAGCUUUUGAUGGAGGCUUCUAAAGGCAACCUGACACAUACAAACGAAAAAGACAAUGUUGGAUUCGCUACAGUUGAUGAAGCUUUGAAGCCGCAAGGGAAAAUAAGAGACUGGACCUUAACAGAGCUCACGGGUCAAGUGUUCAUUUUCUUCGUGGCCGGUUUCGAAAGCGCCGCCACUGCCAUCGUGAUGGCAAUCCACGAACUGGCUGUCAACCCUGACGUGCAAGAGAAGUUGUACCAGGAGGUCAAACACUUCAAGGAGACCAAGGGCAAUUUGACAUACGACAACAUCGUUGACUUGAAAUAUCUGGACUGCGUUCUGAAUGAGACAUUGAGGAAGUGGUCAGCGGCCCUGAUCAUGGACCGAGUUUGCACAAAACCGUAUGAAUUGCCGCCGCCAAGGGAAGGAGGAAAACCGUUCCCUCUCAAAGUAGGUGACAUCGUCUACAACAUGGUGAACACGAUCCACAUGGACCCUGAAUACUUCCCUGAACCUGAAAAGUUCGACCCUGACCGCUUUUCUGACGAAAAUAAACACAACAUCAAACCAUUCACCUUCAUGCCUUUCGGUAUGGGACCGAGGAAUUGUAUUGGUUCCAGAUUCGCCCUGCUAGAGUUGAAGGUACUUCUCUACAGCAUUGUGCUCAACUUCAAGAUCCUAAAAGGACCAAAAACCUCGGACCCUAUUAAAUUGGAGGCAGCUGACUUCAACAUCAGAGCCGUUGGAGGUACCUUUGUGAGACUGCAAGAAAGAAAAUAAGAAGAUACCAUUGACACCUUGUGCAUAAACAAAUAUACUUACUACCAAUCUCUGUAAAAAAGCGUCCGAGGUGCAACUUGUCACUAAGCGACGGCGUGUCUAAAUCGAAUUUAGGCGCAAUGGGCACUGUACAACCGAUAUUUUUCUUUAACAGCCAUAACAUCUAAAUUUGAAGGAACUAACUUAUACUAUCUACAUACUUUAAUGUAUACGUAUUUACAACUAGGAUUCGACGCUUUUUUACAAAAAAAAAAACCUUAGCGACUGUGAGUCUAUUUGUUUAUAGUAUGUCAGUGGAAGAUAAGAAGUAUGACCAAGAGGAUAAGACUUAGAUAGUUAAGACCUGCAUGAUGACUGGACAAAUUCUCUUGACGAUAACAGCGCGAACAAUGGUAUAGAUCGCUAGAUAUGUUUUGUUUACAAGGUGAAUGAACUCACCAACUUUGUUAUAAAAAUAAAACAACUAUAAGUACUAUAUUGCUUUAAGAUAAUUAUAAUUACAGAUAAGUGAUAACAGUGACAAAUAAUAUUUAGUAUUUUUUUAUACCAUUCUGAACGUGUUUAUAAAAUUAAGUGCAAUAUAUUCGCUAGCUUUGUUAAGUUUGUAUAAAUAUUUUUUAUCUUUUAAA
Pectinophora gossypiella (pink bollworm) is the source of this 2282-nucleotide messenger RNA. It is a transcript of the gene Cyp9g3, whose product is annotated as cytochrome P450 9e2-like. Bases 79 to 1653 code for a protein of 524 amino acids. The record is from RefSeq and is a predicted model, not a curated record. Gene Ontology annotation, molecular function: monooxygenase activity; iron ion binding; oxidoreductase activity, acting on paired donors, with incorporation or reduction of molecular oxygen. The transcript is spliced from 10 exons. Lineage: Eukaryota; Metazoa; Arthropoda; Insecta; Lepidoptera; Gelechiidae.